GCAAACCAGACUCUUGCUGCAGGGAGUGCAAAGGGGGUCUGUGUCCUCGCCCACUGCAUGCACCUGGGAGCCCAGGUGGUGCAUGCAUUAGCCCUUGGCUUCCCACCAGGCUGACUCAGUUUAACCCCUUCAUGACUGCAGCUGGCCCCGUCAACCCACCCCCACGCACAAGACCCUCUAGAAGAUGGGGGACUGGGGCUUCCUGGAGAAGCUGCUGGACCAGGUCCAGGAGCACUCAACAGUGAUUGGGAAGAUCUGGCUGACGGUGCUGUUCAUCUUCAGGAUCCUUAUCCUGGGCCUGGCCGGGGAAUCGGUGUGGGGGGACGAGCAGUCGGAUUUCCUGUGCAACACCAAGCAGCCGGGCUGUGUCAACGUGUGCUACGACAAGGCCUUCCCCAUCUCCCACAUCCGCUACUGGGUGCUGCAGUUUCUCUUCGUCAGCACCCCUACCUUGGUCUACCUGGGCCAUGUCAUCUACCUCUCGGGGCGGGAGGAGAAGCUGAAGCAGCGGGAGAGCGAGCUCCGGGCGGCGCAGAUCAAAGACUUGAAGGUGGAGCAGGCUCUGUCAGUGGUGCAGAAGAAGAUCUCCAAGAUCUGCGUGGCGGAGGACGGCCGCAUCAAGAUCCGCGGCUCCCUGAUGUGGACCUACGUCAUCAGCGUGAUCUGCAAGAGCAUCUUCGAGGCCGGCUUCCUCUUAGGCCAGUGGUACCUGUAUGGUUUCUUCAUGCCACCCGUCUUCGUGUGCGAGAGGGCCCCCUGCCCCCACAAGGUGGACUGCUUCGUCUCCCGCCCCACUGAGAAGACCAUCUUCAUCAUCUUCAUGAUGGUGGUGGGCCUGAUCUCCCUGGGCCUCAACCUCUUGGAGCUCUUCCACCUCUGCUGCAAGAACCUGCUCAGCAGGAUGAGGGAGGCCUCUUCCUCUUCCAGCCCAGCUGUGGACAUAGACUCCUUCCCAGACAGCAAGCAGUGUCACUACCUCCCUCUGAGCGAGAGCCACGCCCCUCCUUACCUGGCCUACAACAAGCUGUCGAGCGAGCAGAACUGGGCCAACUUCAACACCGAGGAGAACCUGGCACUGCGCAGUGGUAACAAGCCCUCUCCUGAGUCCUAUGCCCCAGGAGCCCAGCCCCUGCAGGAGAGGCAGACCAGCCGGCCUGGCAGCUCUGCUUCCAAGAAACAGUAUGUCUAGGAGAGCACUGCAACCAGGCUGCUGUGUCUCGGAGGUAUCCUUUUCCCCAUUGAACAAGGGGAUACUCAGGUUCUUGGGCAUCUUGGCCAUGGGACCUGUUUGCUAUAGAGGCUUUAAAAACCAAACAAAACCCCAAAGCUCCUUUUGGAGACCCACUUUGGUUGACUGGCAGGCACCUCCUGCACUCCACUGUCCAUGGUGUGUCUGUGUAUUUAAAGUGUGGGUGCUGUAGAUGUGCUCUCAGGUGCAUGCACCUCUCAGCAAACUGGCUGUGCCAUAGGACGUUCAUGUGGCUCAAUGGCACGUUGCAUUGUAGCCGGCUGACUGAACUUUACAGGGUGCGAGGACCCUUCCUACCAUUCUGCUGGCGAAAUGUACCUCAGGCUCCCUGGGGGAGGGUUAUUCUCUGGUGCCUUUGUACAAAAGACCCUAAGUAACCAAUGUCACAUGAUACCAAUAUGUUCACCUUUCUUUGGCUGCAGUCCCAGGAGAGCUGGUGCUUUCUUUUUUUUUUUUUUUUAAACUGUGUAGACAUGGAAACCAAACAAAAUCCCUUCUUCAGCUGCAGAAGCAUCUUCAGUGGAAAGCUGCCUGGGAUAUUGUGCGGCUUGUGCAUUCAGAUCCAUGGUGCUUUGCCUUGGGGUGGACCAGCUACUGCGUUUUUGGGUAAUAUGUGCGGAAAUAUCCUUACUAUAACUAGGGGAGUUAAUCUGGCCCAGCCUAGGUAAACGAUUAUCCUUCUAAAGGAGGGAGAGGGGAAGUCUGUUUGCCUCGGAGAUCUUAGCAGCUGCAAGAGUUUGCCUUCAGCCUAGAAAUUCCAUAGGGCAGCUUGUUGUAAGAAUUAAUGUGGGGUUGGGGGCACUGGAGUGCCAGACAUCUCUCCUCCUUCUGGGUCACCUCCCAAAAUAAUCCCAACAUCUAGAUCUUGCCACACUGAGUUGCAUGACUCAGUAGUUUAUCCGUCCAAGCUGAGGUGCCAGCCCAGUGUGAGGAAACCCCGAUGUACUAAGGAAAAGCCGUAUCACAGGGCUUAACGCCUACUGCCCAGAGUUCAGUUGCCCCAGAGCAAAGUUAUAAACUCUGUCCUCAUGUACGUUCAGAGUAACUUGCUGUCCGUGUGUGUGUAGGUGUAAGGGAUCCCCACAGGUAGCUGCAGUAACAGCCCUGGUCCUCUGCCCCAGAUGGUCUCAUUUCUGAGGCACCGGUUUCCAUUGGUUAACUAUUAUUUAUUUUUUAACCUGCUUGUCUGACUGUAGAACUGCAGCUUCAAAUCCCAAUAUUUGCCACUGGCUCUGUUAAGCUGUUGGUUGGCUAGUGCAAAGCGUGAGUAUUCACUUCCCAGCCGCUUUACAGGGAUCCCCCUGCGUUCAAAUCUGCUGGGAAGGAGGGGCCUUCACUUGUGGGGUGUGAGCACUGGGCCUCUGCUGGAAUGGGGCUGCCCACAGAUUCGGCCAGGGUGGAGGGGACGUUGUGGGUAAGUGAAUUGCCCCAUUCAGAGCCCUAGAACCAUUGCUGGGGGCUUAAGGCUGAUCACACUCUUCCUAGGUUCCCUUUCCUCAGCCUCUCAGUUAGGAACUGGUUGCACCAGUCAACAGAGCUGGCACCUCCUGCCCGGCAGAGAUCGGAUACGGGAGUCGCUGGCGCAGGGCGGGGUUUGAGGGAUAGAGCUGCAUGGCACAGUGCUCAUGGGCACUGUUUAGGCUGUUGAUUAUUUCACUUUAAUGAGCACCAAAGUCACUCAAAAAAAAUCUUCAUUUCAAAAAGGGGUAGGAAAAAAAUAAAGUGACUUCGUUUGUUUGCACAAAUGUCCUCUCCUGCUGGGGUGUGGGCGGGUGGUGGGCUGAGGGAAACCUGCCAUCCCUCCUCAAGAGAGCAGGCUCCAGUGAAUUGUGCCUGAAAAAUCCCAAAGCUGUGAAACCAAAAGGGUCUCGCCUUCUGUCCUCCUGAUUGUUUGUUCCAUUUUUAAUGUAAGCCAAACCACCGCAGCCGCCUGCUCGGGCUGUAUUCUUAUCUCCCCAACGUGUCCAUGCUCAGAGGAGCAGAUGGAAGUUGCUCUUCAGCUCUUUCUGGCAGACUUAAUGUUGCAUUUUUGUCAAGUAAAACUUUGACAUAAAAUACC
This is a messenger RNA of Mauremys reevesii (Reeves's turtle), 3308 nucleotides long. RefSeq names its product gap junction protein alpha 4 (gene GJA4). The record is from RefSeq and is a predicted model, not a curated record. Gene Ontology annotation, biological process: cell communication. Lineage: Eukaryota; Metazoa; Chordata; Testudines; Geoemydidae. The coding region runs from base 185 to 1189 and encodes 334 amino acids. Gene Ontology annotation, cellular component: connexin complex. The transcript is spliced from 2 exons.